Molecule: messenger RNA, 990 nt
Organism: Colletotrichum acutatum
Lineage: Eukaryota; Fungi; Ascomycota; Sordariomycetes; Glomerellales; Glomerellaceae
Exons: 1
Coding region: 288-887 (199 amino acids)
Source: RefSeq, a predicted model, not a curated record
GGCGAUUACAGGCAACGACCACUUCUCAGACCGGAGCGCAUCACUUACUUUUGUUACUUUUGAGAAACACUCACCAGUCGCAAGCUCUGAAUUGGCUGGUUAUCAUACCAACUGGUUGAUGAGCAUGUCUCCAACAGUCCAACUCUCUGUUCACUAUUGCGCCCCCGUUGGAUCAUGCGCAGAAACUUACAUGCCGAAGCAGCAGAAAGGCUCGGAAGAUAGAACCACCAAAAAAAGGGAAUAAUCAACAGUGGCGGUGGCUUGUGCAAUCCACGUUCGCCCUCAACAUGUUCCCCACCAGAGCUCCAUUCAAUGACGGAAGUCUCUCGUCGCCCCCGAGCUUUCCUGUGGUAAGGCUCCCCCAUCGACAGGGGCUGGCCUUGUCUCUUUUCCAUUCCUUAUCGCCGAGGCGAUCACAUCGCCCAACUCAGGAUUACGCCAACUGCCUCACCCACUUUCCUCCAUGGUCACUCUCUCGAACAUUCUCGGUCAGCGGCAAGAGAACACCGAUGACACCCACGAGCCAGCUCCUUUUCGGUGUGCCAAAAGUAUCCUCGGCAACUCCAGCUCCCAGGUCCAUAUGCGACACACCCAGUCCGGCCCUUGAUUUCGCGUUCCCCGGUGAUCUUGUUAAAGAGAAAGACGACAUCCGCUCAUCCCACUCCGGCAUCCCGGCCCAUCCCCAACAGAAACAGGACCCUGCCCCGCAAUCCUCCGCCCCAGUGCUGCAGGACACAACAGGGAUGAAAGUUAUCUUUGCCUCGCUAUCGUCCCGAGGUUGUCUGCCCGUGAUUAUUUGGCGAACAAUCUUCUGGCCAUGCACAUUCUCGAUGCUCCCUCUACAGCGGUGGCAAGGGUCACGUGGUUUCUCACCAUCAUACACUUGAACAUUCAAGGCCCACGACGGUCAUUUGCAGUGUACAAUCGUAAAGGGACUCCAGGGCACUGUCUUCCAAUCUUCAGCUGGUUGGGCUGACUUAUUCUGGAAGA